CGAAUGUCCGCGCUCUCGAAAGUACCUCGAGAAUUAGCGUAACGCGGCGAUGCAGCCACAAACAAGAACUUGCAUUCACCCUUCUUCUAACCUGUUCUUCGACAGCAUUCCCAUACGGCAAUUUUUGUUAUAAUUUCAUCCUGAUCGAAAUAAUACCGCCAAAUACCUAAUAAUUGAUAAUAACCACAAGAAGGAAACAGGACAGAUUUGGAGUUUAUUUAUGAUGACACUGACAUACACGCCAAUGAAAUUGCAGAAUUGUAUAGCUAUACAGAACAAUAUGAAUUACAACUUAAUCUUAAGGCAUUUGAGGAUCAGAUGGAGUGGUACAAGUUACGACCGUGGUGGCUAAACUUGACAAGGCCACAACAGAAGUCAGUGAUCUACAAAUUGUUGGAUCAAUUGGAGAUCUCUAAUAAGCAGCUUAGGAUGAAGGCUGCUCGAUGCAUUCUUUAUUUGGCUCAGGGUUGUUGGGCUGAGGUACAGUCUGACAAGGAACAACAAGACUGGACUAGGACAAACGUAAUGUUACUUUAUGAAGCUGGCAUUUUUCCAGCAUUUGUUGAACUGCUAAACAUUGAGAUUGAAAAUAGCACAACUGCUACCUCAGCAAUGAGAAAGCUAGCUGUUAGUCUCGCUGAUUCGAUAGACUUAAGAGUCAUUCUGUCCGUUUUGUACAUUAUAACAGAAGCUAUGAGGGAAGAAUUGAAAAAUAUCGAGCAGAGCGAUUACAAGGACAAUGUUGAAGCUUUCAAAGAGGACCUCGUAAAUCCGUACGGAGAAGAGUUACUGAUUGUUAAACUUCUCGGCAUGGUGACGUGCUUCUGCAGCGGCUCAGCGCCACAUUUUCCCAUGAAGAAGGUUCUUUUGCUUCUGUGGAAGCUAAUCUUGGUCUCUCUUGGCGGCAUCGACACGCUCAGAGAGUUGAAGAAGCAAUAUCGCGAGGAGGCCGGUCUCGACACGCAACAAGAAGAUACUAUCGAGGUCGCCAGAACUAUGAGGGCCAGCUCUCCGCCCAUGAGUGCGGCAGAUCUAAUUGAAACGCAGAAUCAAAAGAGGAACAAUCGACCGUUUCGUCGGAGUCUGAUGAAACAAAGCUCGUUGGAUGAUCCAGGCUUAGGUAUGGAAUACGAAGGAGGGGAACCUGCAAACAAUACUGCAACGAACGAGGGUGACGGUGAACUGAUCGUAUUCCUGGGGCCUGGCGGACCUGGCAGUUGGAACCAGACGUAUUACGAAGAUCAGAAUAACCAGUCGCAAUUGAGGCCAAGUACUCCGCAGCUUAUAAAGGGAAAGGGUUUACCUUGGACACCCAAGGUGAGGCAAAAAGAUGUAGACAGUUUCCUGGAAGUCGCGAGACUGAAAUUCGUCGGUUAUAAGUUACAAGGCGACAGGGAGAGUUUAGCGGGUUUGCCUCAACCAAUUCACGAAGGCGUUACUACCCUGAAAAAGCAUAUGUACACGUCUCUAGCUGAAACUCAAAUACGAAAGGAGGAGGAGAUAGCGAGAAAUCCGAUGAGCACUUCGGAACCGCCACUUCGUCAGACACCGACGGAGAUUCUUUAUCAAGCCAUAUUACCGAAUUUACCGCAGUACAUGAUCGCGUUGCUGAAGAUAUUGCUCGCUGCUGCACCAACUAGUAAAUCUAAGUCGGACAGUAUUAAUAUCCUGGCUGACGUGUUGCCGGAGGAAAUGCCAAUGACGGUGCUGCAGUCGAUGAAACUAGGAAUCGAUGUUAACCGGCACAAAGAGAUAAUUGUUAAAGCUGUUUCCGCAAUUUUAUUACUGUUACUUAAGCACUUGAAAUUGAAUCACAUAUACCAGUUCGAAUUUAUGUCGCAGCAUUUAGUGUUCGCCAAUUGCAUACCUCUUGUAUUGAAGUUCUUAAACCAAAACAUCAUAGCUUAUAUUGAAGCGAAGAAUGUUAUUCCUAUUCUGGACUUCCCCAUGUGCGUCAUCGGUGAUCAACCGGAGUUAACCACCGAAAGUCUUGAAAUCGGUCACAGUCAAAGCUUCUCCUGGAGGAACGUUUUCUCUUGCAUUAAUUUGCUAAGAAUUCUGAACAAAUUAACCAAGUGGAAACACAGUAGAAUAAUGAUGUUGGUUGUUUUCAAAUCAGCGCCCAUUUUAAAACGCACGUUGAAAGUUCGACAUGCGAUGAUGCAGUUAUAUGUAUUAAAAUUAUUGAAAAUGCAAACCAAGUACCUCGGUCGACAGUGGAGGAAGACGAACAUGAAGACCAUUAGUGUAAUUUAUGCGAAGGUCCGACAUCGUCUGAACGACGACUGGGCGUAUGGCAAUGAUUUAGAAGCGCGGCCGUGGGACUUCCAAGUGGAAGAGUGCGAGCUGCGCACCUGCGUCGAUCAGUUCAAUAAUCGAAGAUAUUCGAAUGCACCGAGAGACGAGGAGCUGGAGCCGGUCGACGCGUCAGUCACGUCGGUGCUCGGUGCGAGCGUGGAAUUGACGGAGGAAUUUAAACAACACUACGAAUUGUGGUUGCAGCAGGAAGUAUUUCAGAGGAGUAUCAAUUGGGACGAACUGCUGGACCCCGCGGCGUGUGAAAUUUAAGUUUGUUAAUAAGUGUGAAACGCGUAUAGAAAUCGUAUUUUCAUUAAAUCACAGACCUCGAAUGAAAUUUCGACGUUUCUACGAAUUACAUGGCGUUGUGAGAAGUGUUCAAGAGAAAAAGAAAGAAUGAAAGGAUAGAAGGAGAGGAAGAACAUUGCCAUAUCGACUCUGCAAAAGUUUCAGACAAGUUGCAUUUGGUACCGCGGUAAAUGGUCCUAUUCUGAAAAAAAGGAAGAUUUAGCGAAGAAACUGGCGUCUUUCAACACGAUUACUUCCGGUGAAACGUGCAUAACGUUUCGGAUUUCUUUUGUAUUCAAUUUGUGCAAUGUGCAAAUGCUUGUAGUCAUUUCUUUAUCGUUAGAUAUCGCUAAUUUUACGCAAACGUACUUCCCUCUCUCGUCAUGAUUAUCGGGACGUAACGCGCGUUUUAGUAAAGUACCUUGAUUCUCUCGCCGUUAACGAUCUGGAUUUCCCUGACUUAAAAGUCAGUGUGCAUCGUAACAUAAUUUACACGUACCGAUACGCCAAAUUCAAUUUUCCUACAUUUUAUAUGUUUUCUACAUGUUCGCGACCCUUUCUACAUCAUGUCUGGUACAAUGAACUCGGAGAGAAUUUUAAUGUACGAGUGCAGAGGCUAUCUUACUUCUUCUCGAUCUGCACCAUAUUUUAUAACAUUAUAACUAUUACAUAUAAAUAUUCGCAUAUAUCUUCGGCUCACCAUUAAUCAUGACAUCAAUUUGUAUCUAUAUAUUCAUGUAUAGUUGGUCUUAUCGUAUAAGGGAGAGCUGAAUAAUAGCAGGAUUUUAGGGAGUCGUGAAAUAUAGUGUAAAAUGCAGGAUGAUUGGCUGUCGCUUAUCUUGAUACACGUAAAUUAAGGAUUUUUCACAGUAGGUACAAACACACACAUAUACCUACACGACACACAUACACACACAUUUACACAUGGCAAUUCAACUUUCCCUUAUUUAUAGUCAUUGUAAUUGGAUAAUCUCAAAAAUUCUAGUAUUGUAUAAUUUAUGUUAUUAAAGAUCUUGUACAGAGUACGCGAUUGGCAUCAUGUUUAAAUCAUUAAGGUUUAAUAAAACUGAUCUACAUAA
This is a messenger RNA of Harpegnathos saltator (Jerdon's jumping ant), 3665 nucleotides long. It is a transcript of the gene Strip, whose product is annotated as striatin interacting protein. NCBI's taxonomy places the organism in Eukaryota, Metazoa, Arthropoda, Insecta, Hymenoptera, Formicidae. Gene Ontology annotation, cellular component: cytosol. Gene Ontology annotation, biological process: cytoskeleton organization. The transcript has 12 exons. The record is from RefSeq and is a predicted model, not a curated record. Bases 319 to 2568 code for a protein of 749 amino acids.